AUGAUCGUACUUUUCGCCGAAUUACUGCUCCUAGCGCAGCGAUGCUUGACCCGAUCGAUUUCCUCGCGCUCCAAUCGAUUUGAAAGGAUCUCUCCGAUCUGCCCGAAUCAAAUUACUUCUCCUCUUGGAAUUUUCACCGUCGUCCCUGCAAUUUCGCCGGAGUUUACUGCGACAGCGAUAGCUCAGGAUUCAAGUGUACAAUCGUCGAGUUUGAGUAAAACGAUACUUCGAAAGGGAUUUUCGUGGCAGACUCCAAUCCCAGGCGAUGAAGUCGAAGUUCGUUACAGUGUCGGGCUGCAAGCAGGGAAGUAUUUUGAUUCGAAUCGAGAAAAGGAGAGCCCUUUCAGAUUCAAAUUAGGCCGCGGUGAAGUUAUAAAAGGAUGGGAUGAAGGCAUUGCCACCAUGAGAAAAGGUGAAAGGUCAAUUUUCACAAUCCCACCAGAAUUGGCCUAUGGAGAAAUUGGGUUCUGUCCUUUAAUUCCUCCGAAUUCGACUCUCAUUUUCGAUGUGGAGCUAAUUUCUUGGUACCCCAUUAGAGACAUAAGUGGUGAUGGAGGAAUAUUGAAGAAGAUAAUAGUGGAAGGAGAAGGAUGGGCCACUCCAAGCAAUGAUGAUGAAGUCUUGGUCAAGUAUGUUGCAAAAUGUGAGAAUGGGAAAGUCAUAUCUGAAUCUAAUGAAGGCCUGGAGUUCUCACUAACAAUUGGUCAUCUCUGCCCUGCAAUGAGCAGAGCUGUGAAAACAAUGAGGAAAGGGGAAAAGGCAGAGGUUUUUGUGAAGCUCAACUAUGGCCUUUUGCAUCGCGAGAAUGGGACACAAACGGUUAAUGGUGCAUUUCCACAGUAUCAAAACUUGAUCAUUCAUCUCGAGCUAGUAUCAUGGAGAACUGUUGUCGAUGUCAAUGGAGAUAAGAAAAUAUUGAAGAAAAUAAUGAAGAAAGGAGAAGCUUUUGAUCGUCCUAACGAAGGAUCCAUUGUAAAAGUGGUUUACGUAGGCAAGCUUGAAGAGGGUACGAUCAUGGAAAAACGAGGAUGUGAUGAGGAACCCUUUGAAUUCGUGUGUGGAGAAGAACAAGUCCAGGGGGGGUUGGACAAGGCAGUAACCACCAUGAGAAAAGGAGAAGAAGCUACAGUUAAAAUCAGCUAUGACUCAUUGGACCUCUCUAAAGUUGGAGGAUUGAGUACUUCAAAUGCAUUGUUUUAUGAAAUCAAAUUAAUUGAUUUCACAAAGGAAAAGCCGUUUUGGAAGAUGGAUGCACAAGAAAGAAUAAAUGCAUGCCAAGCAAAGAAGAAUUAUGGAAAUAUACUUUUCAAAGCCGGGAAAUUUCUGCUUGCCUCCAAGAAGUAUGAUAAGGAAUGUGAUUUAGGCAUGAAAAAAGAAAUUGAUGAUGAAAAGGCUCAAGCGAAAAGUUUGCGACUGUCGUGUUAUUUGAACGAGGCUGCAUGCAAACUUAAACUCGAAGAAUAUCAAGAAGUCUCGAGAUUAUGCACCACGGUUCUAGAUUUAGAUCCAAACAACGUAAAAGCUCUGUUCAGAAGAUCACAAGCAUAUAUGAGAACAUCGGAUCUAGAGAAAGCAGAGGGGGAUAUUAAUCAAGCUCUAUUGCUCGAUCCAAACAACAGAGAAGUGAAGAUCAAAUGCAAGGAGUUGAAAGAAAAGCAGAGGCAAUAUGCCGAACACGAAGCUAAAAUGUUCAGCACCAUGAUUUCAAGAAUAGGUUAA
Messenger RNA from Striga hermonthica, 1719 nucleotides. The record is from the annotation of a GenBank genome assembly. NCBI's taxonomy places the organism in Eukaryota, Viridiplantae, Streptophyta, Magnoliopsida, Lamiales, Orobanchaceae.